Recurvomyces mirabilis is the source of this 864-nucleotide messenger RNA. RefSeq names its product transcriptional activator hap3 (gene HAP3). The coding region runs from base 1 to 864 and encodes 287 amino acids. NCBI's taxonomy places the organism in Eukaryota, Fungi, Ascomycota, Dothideomycetes, Mycosphaerellales, Teratosphaeriaceae. Gene Ontology annotation, cellular component: nucleus; CCAAT-binding factor complex. The transcript has 4 exons. Gene Ontology annotation, molecular function: DNA-binding transcription activator activity, RNA polymerase II-specific; RNA polymerase II cis-regulatory region sequence-specific DNA binding; protein heterodimerization activity. The record is from RefSeq and is a predicted model, not a curated record. Gene Ontology annotation, biological process: regulation of transcription by RNA polymerase II.
AUGUCCGACGAGAGCCCCCGAGAGACUGAGGAGCUGGACGCGGCACCUCCAUCAGGUGACGAAAAUGAGCCGCAACAGCAAGAAUCCGAGAUGAAUCGAAACGAUGAUCCACACGACGCUGGGUACGACUUCGAGGUCAAAGAACAAGACCGCUGGUUACCUAUUGCCAAUGGUGUCACCGAUGGAGGGAGCGUCGAGAACCAGUCGUGUCUUCGAUUGCGUUACCAUUCCACAUAUAACACUGCAGCGCGCGUCUCAUCUGCACGUACUGUCGAAUCAGAAGUCCAACGGUCAGCCUACGAUCUGCGGCCUCCGACUCGUGCGGCUGUUUGCACGAAUCGCAAGAUGCCUUCAUCCUCAUCCCCGCAAUCAUCUGCUUCACCACCAUCGCGAGGGGCUAGGAGGAGCCCUCAUGCUAUUUGCGACAAUGACGCUAACAUACACAACUUUGCUCCAGUCGCCAGAAUCAUGAAGAUGGCAUUGCCCGAGAACGCGAAGAUCGCCAAGGAAGCGAAAGAAUGCAUGCAGGAGUGCGUUAGCGAGUUCAUCUCCUUCAUCACUAGCGAGGCAUCUGAGAAAUGUCAGCAGGAGAAGCGCAAGACUGUUAACGGCGAAGACAUCCUAUUCGCCAUGACAUCGCUCGGGUUCGAGAAUUAUGGUGAAGCUCUGAAGAUCUAUCUCGCACGCUAUCGAGAGAACCUACUCGCUAGAGGCGACCAGAAGCCAGCAACCACAUCCGCGGCUACAGACCCGAUCUAUGAGAACUCGAAUCACAAUGUACUAGCCAACCCCAUGGACCCCACCGGAGAAGUUGGCCCAGACUUCAGCUACCCAAGCGGCCAUGUUGUCUCGAACGAAUAUUGA